CGUGAACAUCAACGGAGUCAGUUGCGACGUGAGAGCAGGUGGUGUACGUUUGUGGGUGAUGGCAUGUGUUGACAGUGUUUUGUGCUGGAUCCACUUACUGAAAUACAAAAGCACGGUUUUUAAUUGACCAGAAUGUCUGCUGCCACGAGAAAUAGAAAUGCCAGACGUCGCCGAAAUCAGAAGAAGGAUGAUCCUGAUCUGCAGAAGUUGAAAUGUCAACUGUGUCCGUACAACAGCAUCGACGAAGCAGACUUUGAGUCUCACAAACGUACCUUUCAACACAAGUUCAACUAUUGUCAGUUCCAGUUCCAGAAACAUAGGAAUAGGCUGGUAAAAGAUCGUCAUGGUGCUCAAAUUGAUUGUAAGAUAUCAUCCAUAAAAUACAAGAGUGAUGAAACUGGUACGGCAAGAAGUAAUCCAUCUCUAAAAUAUGACCAGAGUGAUGGCACAUUAAAAACAUUGGUGAGUACAGAUGUGUCUCACAUUGCGUUCGAUUUUAUUGUCAAAAAUACUUGGAAAGAAGUGAUAUGUGUCAGAGAAGCAUAUUUAUUGCAUCCUUAUGAAAUCUUCAACACAAAAGAUGAAAAGGGUCUCGUCGAAGGCCAGGUUGUUCUCCGUAUUCAUCCAGAUAGCUCUUACAUUGUCAGUGUUAUUUUUGAAAAUAAGGGUGUUGGAUCGUACGGAGUACCUGUGCAGUUUGAAAUAGAAUCCAGUAAAGGGGCUGUAAAAGAUGUGAAGGAGCAUUCUCAGGCGCUCAAGAAAUUUAAUGUAGUCCGUGUUCUGGUGAUUAAUGUUCAGGAUGAAGACAACGUGCCUCCAGAUGUUGUACCUCACGAACCAAGCCCAUUCCGGCGAUUGGAGUGGGAUGAUGUGGAGACCACAGUGGAGGGGACUUGGCCUAAUGGGGGACCAAUCAAGCGUAUGACAGAAUAUACGCUCCCAUAUGAUCACUACCUAAUGUUUUAUUUUUGGCCAGGUCCUUGGGAGAACAUGACAAGUGAACAGUGUGACACACUCUACAGAUUUACGACUUCAAUAUAUGAUGGAUAUGCGAAUCUACGAAAGAACUAUGUACAUUUCAUGCACGAUCUCGUAUAUUUAGAAGAGUAUGAUGGAAUGGUGGGUAUUCAAGUCUAUAACAUGUGUGGUGUGUGCCUGGAACACGUUACACACAGUGGCUCAUCACAGUUCAAGCUUGAGGUCCCUGGGCUUGCGGAGAAGCGACCUUCAUUGUUGAAAGGAGACCUGGCAUAUGUCAGGAUACAGCUGAGUGAGAAGAACAAUGAUGUUAUCGAGUAUGAAUCAGUCAUUGCAGAAGUUCGGGAAUCUGCUGUACUCCUUGCAGGUUUUGCAAAUGAGUUUCUGGAACGAUACUUCGCAUCACAGCCCACAGAAUUGCGGUUUGCUGUUCGCUUUGCCUUCAACCGAUAUCCUCUCGUGGUAAUGCAUCGUGCUAUUGAUUACUGUGAGAGAGAUAAGUUACUAGAUGUUGUUGUGUUUCCACGUGCUCCUAAGAAGAGAUUGCAAACUUUCCUUAAUGGCAGGCUCAAUUCAAUCAGUUUCUACAACAGACAACUGGUGAACAAUCCGGCACAAAAACAGGCUGUGGUAAGCAUUCUACAAGGAUCAUCACGGCCUGCUCCGUACAUCAUCUAUGGACCUCCAGGGACAGGAAAAACAGCAACAUUAGUAGAAGCUAUUCUACAGGUGAAGAAAAUGAUGCCAGGCUCCUAUUGCCUGGUGGCAGCACCGUCCAAUGCUGCAUGUGAUAAUGUAGCUCAGCGACUGGCUCCACACUGUUCCACUAAGGAACUCCUGCGCCUGCAUUCUUCUACACGAGACUGGGAUACAGUUCCUGCAGAUAUUUACGAUUACAGUAAUAGAUCUGAAGGAAUGUAUUACUUUCCCAGCCGCGAAGAAUUAUGCAAAUAUCGCAUUGUGGUCAUCACUCUUGUCUUCUGUGGCAGAUUGGUGGAGCGAUGUUCUGCCGACGAUGGACAUCGACAUUUUACACAUGUUUUCAUUGAUGAAUGUGGACAAGCAAAGGAGCCAGAGACAUUAGUGGCACUCGGCGGCAUUGUGGGACCCACAUCGAACUCGCGGCUGGGAGGCCAGGUGGUGCUAGCAGGCGACCCGCAGCAGCUGGGCCCCGUCUGCACUUCUCGCAGAGCUGAGUGCCUCUACCCUACCGUCGCAUCGGAGGAUGACGACGGCACGGAGGAUUCUCUUGACAAGCACAUAGGAUUGGGAAUCUCGAUGUUGGAGAGGCUAAUGAAGACAUGUGAGCUAUAUCAGGAACCUUAUGACCCUCUUUACAUCACACAGUUGGUUUACAAUUACAGGUCACAUCCAGAUAUUCUUCAACUUCCUAAUGUGUUGUUUUAUGGUGGUAACCUGCAGGAAAGGUGUCCAGACAGUGUUCGUAAUGACCCAGUGUUAUCUUUCGCUUUAAAUGGUAGUGAAAGCGGGGGUUGUGCUGUGGUAUUUCAUGGAAUCAUUGGACAUGAACAACGAGAAGGACAGUCUCCCAGUCAUUUCAAUCGAUAUGAAGUUACCCAAGUACUAAACUAUGUUGACAGAUUGACAGGGCCAAAAGCAAAUGUUAAACUGAAGCAGACUGACAUUGGAAUUAUAGCCCCUUACAUCAGACAGGCAUACAAGAUAAAAGCAGAACUGAGAAAAAGGCAACUUCUAGACAUUGAAGUUGGCACAACAGAAAUAUUCCAGGGACGUGAGAAACGUGCAAUCAUCAUAUCCACUGUCCGUUCAAAUCGCAAUCUGUUGGACUAUGAUCAGAAGUACCAGUUAGGCUUCCUUGUGAAUCCAAAGAGGUUGAAUGUUGCUAUUACAAGAGCACAGUCUCUUCUUAUUAUAAUUGGAAACCCAAUACUACUGGCAAAAGACUAUCGAUGGCGACACGUUGUGGAGUACACGCGUGAAUUAGGCACUUACUAUGGAUGUCCGUACCAGCCACGUGAUGGUGACUGGAUCAGCACUGUUACACAGCGAAUAGAAAGACUAAAUAUGCUCUCCUGAAAUGCAUUGUCUUCAAACAUUUUUAUUGCAACUACAUGAGGAAGAUACAUGGUUGUAUAUAUUUUUGUACAUAAAAUGAACCUUUCUUAGGAUUUUUAUGGAGUGCGAAGAGUAUUUUUCAUGUAUACACAAUGCAAAAUAAGGCUAGUCCUUGUGAAAGUCUAUUGCUGUUCACUCUUGUAUAUGACCUUUUCUGCUGUGUGUAUUUUGACUGUUAAGAAGUUGAUAGUGUACAUGAAUUUUUGGGUGUUUUAUGCAGAAUUUAUGCAAAUUUCAGUGUAUUCCAGUGUAAGGAUGAAGCAGUAUGUGCACAAUUAAUAACACUGUUGUUUUAGCUGUUCAAGUCUGUAUGGUGGAAAAAUCAUCAAAACCAGUCUCUCUUGUGCAUUUCCAUUCUCACUGGCCCCCUCAUUUAAUACUCCAUGACAUACCAUCCCAGCAUAAUUUCAUUGUGUAAAAUUCUCUGAGCCCUCUUGUAUGUACCUUAUGUGUGAAUAUACACAAUCUGAUUGCAUUAUUAGAAGCAUGUAUGUACUUCAAUAUUUGUUUACUUUCAUGUUUUUAUUUUUAUUUAUGAAACAUGCAGCAAUGUGCCAUACUCUGAAUAAUAGCUGGAAACAUAGUGUUAUUUGAUACUAUUAAUUUUAGUUUUGAAAACUCUAAAAACUGGAAGGAUAUGGUUUCAUGUAAUGAGUAAAAACUUCAACAAAAUGAAGAACAUAAUAAAUUCCUAUUUCUGUUGAGAUUACAAGCCUUGGCAACGUUGGAUUUUCAAAUUUGUUUAAUUCUGACAGUAUUUGGGAACUGGUCAGUACAUUGAAGACUGCAUGCAUUAGACUGUAAUUGGUUGAUUAUGUUUAUUCUACUUGAUGUUGCCAUGAGUAACUGAUCAGACUCAAGUGUAGUGUCUUUGUGAUAACAUGAUACCAAAGUCAUUUAGAAAUUGUUGAAUGGAGUGUAUAUCAUGUUUGUGUGAAUAGUGUAAAGGAAAAUGACCUGAAGCCACUUUGUUUUUGAACUUAAAUGAGGUCUGAAGAAUUUGUAAAUGUGUAUUAUUGUGGUCUGAGUUGCUAAUGAUAUUUAUGUUGGCUCCUGUUUUGGUAAACAAUAUCUGCUGUACAGGCAAAUUGUAAGCAUUUAUAAAUAUUUUUCAGGAGUCAAAAUUGAAAGUA
Messenger RNA from Schistocerca nitens (vagrant locust), 4208 nucleotides. Its product is annotated as putative helicase MOV-10. NCBI's taxonomy places the organism in Eukaryota, Metazoa, Arthropoda, Insecta, Orthoptera, Acrididae. The coding region runs from base 133 to 3036 and encodes 967 amino acids. Gene Ontology annotation, molecular function: RNA binding; 5'-3' RNA helicase activity. The transcript is spliced from 20 exons. The record is from RefSeq and is a predicted model, not a curated record.